AUGUUAAAUACUUUUAUCUUUCUUUCGAUCUUUCUUUCUUUUUCUUUCUUUCUUUUUUUCUUUCUUUCUUUCUUUCGUUCGUUCGUUCUUCCUUCCUUUCUUUUUUUCUUUCUUUCUUUCUUUUUUUUUCUUUCUUUCUUUUUUUCCUUUUCUCGCUCUUGUUUCUUCUUUUCCUCAGCUUCUCCUUUCGUCCUUCUGUCUUCUUCGUUGACGUUGGCUUUUCCGUCUUCUGUCGCUUUCAUUGUUAGCUUCACUUCUUCCUUGUCGGUAUAUAUAGUCUUAUCUUUCCUUUUCGCUAAUAAUUAUUUUAUUAUCAUCUUUCCAUCAUUUUUUUCUUUUAUUCUUCUUGUUCUUUGCCGUGUUUUCUUCGUCCGAUACGUUACUUCUACAUUCGCCUAUUUCUUCUUCCUUUUUUCACUCUCUGUCCAUCUUUUUCUACUUCUUCUUCUUCUCUUUAUCUCCUACUCUUUUCUUCAUCUCCUCCACCUUCUACUCUUCUUCUUAUUUCACUCUCUGUCCCCUUCUCAUCCUUCUUCUUCUUCUUCUACUUCUUCCACUCUUCCUCUUCUUCUUUUCUUCUUCUUUUCCUUCUUCUUCUUCUUCUUCUUCACUCUUUCUUCUUCUUCUUCUUCUUCUUCUCUUCACCUUCUUCUUCUUCUUCCUGAUUCUUCUUCCUUUUUUCUUUUCUUUUCCUCUUCUUCUUCUUCUUCUUCUUCUUCUCCACUCUUCCUCCUGAUUCUUCUUCUUCUUCUUCUUCUUCUUUUCUUUUCCUCUUCUUUUCUUCUUCUUCUUCUUCUUCCCCCAUCGUCUUCUCCUACUCUUUUCUUCAUUCCUUUUUCUUUCUCCUUAUUUCAAUGUCUGUCCCCUCCUCAUCCUUCUUCUUCUUCUUUCGUAUCGUCAUCUCAGCUCCAUAUUUUCUUUUUCUUCUUUCUUCCUUUCUUCGAUUCUUUCUUUCUUUUCUUCUUUUUUCUCAGCUCCACCUUCAUUCUUCUUCUUUUUUCGCCUCUGUCUUUUCUAACCUUCUCUUCCCUCCUCUUUUCUUCUUCUUCUUUCUCUCCUUCUUCUUUCAAUAAUCUUUUUCUUCUUUCCUUCUCUUCUUUCUUUUUUUUUCAUUUCCACUUUUCUUCAGAUCUUCCUUCUUCCUCCUUCUUCAUCUUCUUCUUUUUCUCUCAUUUCUUUCUUCUUUUUCGACUCUUCUUUUUUUUCUUCUCUUCCUUCUUUUUUUUCUUCUUCGUUCAUUUCUUCUUACCUUCUUUCUCCUUCAUCUUUUUCUUCUUUCUGUCCAUCUAUUCUCCUCUUUUUUCUUCUCUUUCUUUUCCUCCUCCCCCACCUUCUUCUUCUUAUUCUUCUUUCUCUGUCUCCCCCACCUCUUAUGUUUUUCUUCUUCUUCAUCUCCUCCUCCUUCUACUCUUCUUAUUCGCUUCUUCUUCUUCUUUUCUUCUUUCCCUUCAAUAUCUUUUUCUUCAUUUUUCCAUCUCCCUCCUCCACCUUCCUUUCUUCUUAUUCUUUUCUCAUUCCUCUUAUAUUUUUCUUUCCCUCCUCUCACUUUUUCUUCCUCCCUCUUCCAUCUCCUCUUCCACCUUUUCUUCAUUCAUUUUUUCUCCUUUUUUUUUCUUUUCCUCCUCCUUUUUUUUUUUCGCCUCUUCCAUCUCCUCCUCCACCUUCCUCUUCUUAUUCCUUCUUUCUCCUAAUCUUUUCUUCUUUCCCUCCUCUUAUCUUUUUCCUUCUUCCAUUCUCCUUCCUCCUUCCACUUCUUCGCUUCUUUCUCCCAAUCUUUUCUUCUUUCCUCCUUUCACUUUUUCUUCCUCUUCCUCCUCCCCCCUUCCAUCUUCUUAUUCUUGCCCUCUCCUAAUCUUUUCUUCUUUCCCUCUCUAUCUUUUUUUUCGCUUCUUCCAUCUCUCCUCCACCUUCUCUCUUCUUAUUCGCUUCUUUCUCCUAAUCUUUUCUUCUUUCCCUCCUCCUAUCUUUUUUCUUCGCCUCUUCCAUCUCCUCCUCCACCUUCUACUCUUCUUAUUCGCUUCUUUCUCCUAA
This is a messenger RNA of Acanthosepion pharaonis, 2031 nucleotides long. Lineage: Eukaryota; Metazoa; Mollusca; Cephalopoda; Sepiida; Sepiidae. The record is from the annotation of a GenBank genome assembly.